This is a messenger RNA of Macrobrachium nipponense, 1587 nucleotides long. Its product is annotated as trichohyalin-like. The transcript is spliced from 3 exons. The record is from RefSeq and is a predicted model, not a curated record. The coding region runs from base 1 to 1587 and encodes 528 amino acids. NCBI's taxonomy places the organism in Eukaryota, Metazoa, Arthropoda, Malacostraca, Decapoda, Palaemonidae.
AUGGAGGCGAAGAGAAAGAGAAAGAUGGAGGAACGAGAAAAAGGAAGACGAAGAAAAGGAGAAAGAUGGAGGAAACGAGAAAAAGGGAGACCAAAGAAGAGAAAGAGACAAGAUGGAGGGAAAAACGAGGAAGGGAGGAAACGAGAAAAAGGGAGACGAGAGAAGAGAAAGAAAUGGAGAACGAGAAAAAGGAGACGAGAGAAGGAGAAAGAUGGAGGAACGAGGAAAAACAAAGGGAGACGAAGAGGAAGGAGAAAAGAUGAGACGAGAAAAGGGAGACAAAGAGAAAGAGAAGAUGGAGGAAGAGAAAAAAAAGGGGAGGUCCGAAGAGAAGGAGAAAGAUGGAGGAACGAGGAAAAAAGGGAGACAAAGAGAAAGAGGAAAGAUGGAGGAACGAGAAAAACAAAGGGAGAAGAAGAAGAGAAGGAGAAAAGAUGGAGGAAAGAGAAAAAGGGAGGCGAAGAGAAGGAGGAGAAAGAGGGAGGAACGAUGAAAAAGGAAGACGAAGAAGAGAGAAAGAUGGAGGAACGAGAAAAAGGGAGACGAAGAGAAAGAGAAAAGGAUGGAGAAGGACGAGACAAGGGAGACGAAGAGAAAAGAGAAAGAUGGGGGGACUCCCCCCCGAGAAAAAAGGGAGACGAAAUGAAGGGAGAAAGAUUGGGAGGAACGAGGAAAAAGGGAAAGACGAGAAAAAGGGGGAGAGAAAGAAAUGGAAGGAACGAGAAAAACGAGAGAAAGAGAAAGAGGAAAAGAAAUGGAGGAACGAGAAAAAGGGAGACGAAGAGAAAAGAUGAGAAAGAUGGAACGGAAACGAUUGAAAAAUUAUUAAAAGGGAGACGCAAGAGAAAAGAGAAAGAUGGAAGUGUUUUUUGGGUUUCGGGGAACGAGAAAAUAAAGAAAACGAGAGGGAAGAGAGAAGAGAGGAAACAAACGAGAAAAAAGGGAGGCGAAGAGAAAGAGAAAGAUGGAGGAACGAGAAAAAGGGAGACAAAGAGAAAGAGAAAGAUGGAGGAACGAGAAAAAGGGAGACGAAGAGAAAGAGAAAGAUGGAGGAACGAGAAAAAGGGAGACGAAGAGAAAAAGAGGAAAGAUGGGGGGAACGAAGAAAAAGGGAAAAAGAGAGAGAAAGGAGGAAAGAUUGGGGAACGAGAAAAAGGGAGACGAAAGAAAGAGAAAGAUCAGAGACGAAGGAAACAAAGAUGGAGAGAAGAGAAAGAUUGGGAGAACACGAGAAAAAGGAGAAAGAUGGAAAGGAAUGGGGAACGAGAAAAAAGGGGAGACGAAGAGAAAGAGAAAGAUGGGAAGGAACGAGAAAAGGGAGACAAAGCGAAAGAGAAAGAUGAAAGAAAGGAUAACGAGGAAAAAGGGGACGAAGAAAGAAAGGGAAGAAAGAAUGGAAGGAACGAAGAAAAAGGGAAUGGCGAAAGGAAAGACAAAGAUUGGAGGAACGAGGAAAAAAGGGAGACGAAAGAGAAACGAGAAAGAUGGAGGAACGAGGAAAAAAUGGGAGACGAAGAGAAAGAGAAAGAUGGAGGAAUAGGAAAAAGGGAGACGAAGAAAAAGGAAAGAGAAAGGUGGAGGAACUAA